Molecule: messenger RNA, 1458 nt
Organism: Paramecium tetraurelia
Lineage: Eukaryota; Ciliophora; Oligohymenophorea; Peniculida; Parameciidae
Exons: 2
Biological process (GO): mitotic DNA damage checkpoint signaling; protein phosphorylation
Cellular component (GO): nucleus; cytoplasm
Molecular function (GO): protein serine/threonine kinase activity; ATP binding
Source: RefSeq, a predicted model, not a curated record
AUGAAAAAAAGUGGAGGAUUGCAAGCUGAUCACUCGAAAACUUCUUUUUUUAAUGAUGGAAACCAAUUAUUUACACAGCUUACUUAACAAAAUUUGCAAUUCUAAGAUUAAGGGAGUUUUCAAAUGAAAUAUACAAACAGGGUUACCUAAAUAAAUAUUCAAUUAGCAGAGAACUAUCUAAAAAUCACUGAAGAAGUAUUGAAAUUUGAGAAUAUUUAAUAGAAGUCUUAUAAAUAUAUUCUAAUUGAAAAUGCUUGUUUACGAGUUGUCAUGAAUUCAGAAACUUAAUAACUUGGUAUAAGACUUAGUAAAAAUGGUCAACAGGCGGAGUUUUAUGGUACCAACUUAGAGUUAGUUGAAAAAUUAAAAAAAUAUGUGAUUCAAUCAGAGUUCUAAAAGAAAUAUCAUAUAAUUGAAAAAAUUGGAAGCGGAUAUAUAUCAUCUGUUUAUAAAGUUCGGCAUCUCCUAAGUGGAUAGAAGUUUGCUGCGAAAAUUGUUGAAAAAUCCACACUUACAAGGAGUAGCACACUCGAAAAGGAUUGCUUUUUAAAUGAGAUAAAUAUCUUAAGAUAAAUCAGACACAAUAAUUUAUUAAAAUUAGAAGAGAUUUAUGAAGGGGAAAAGAAUAUAUAUAUAAUUACAGAAUUACUGGAAGGUGGACCCAUUGAACAUCAGAUUUUAAAUAACCAUUAUAUGGAAUAAGAAAAGAUAAAAGUUAUGCAUACUCUAAUAAGUAGUUUACAUAGUCUCCACUAAAACAACAUUUAUCAUAAUGAUAUUAGAUAUGAAAAUAUCUUGUUAAAAGAUUCACAAGAUUUGUAAACACCUUGUUUGAUUAAUUUUGGAAAGGCUAUGUAAAUUCCUUCCAAAAGGAGUAAUGUUACUUCUAGUAAUCAUCUAGAUUAAGAAAAGAUCAUUAAUUUGUGCAUUAAAAGAGACAUAUAUUCCUUAUGUACUUUAAUGUUGACGAUUUUCACAAAAAAAGUGUAUAAUUUAAAUUAAGUGGUGGAUGAACUUUUGAUGAAGAAUUUUUAAUAUUUGACUAGGAUAGAGUUUAUGGGAUUAUGUCCUCAACUUUAAAGAUUUUUUGAGAUGAUAUUUACAGAUAGGUAAAAUAACAAAAUGGAGAUUUUAACCUGUGAAUAGAUUCUGGAAUUUGAUAUCUUUAGAAUUCCAUAAAAACCAAGAAAUUCAAAAAUGUUUAUAGCUUAAUAAUUGUUACCCAUUCUUCCUAGAAGAAUGAGUAAAUUCAUCCCAACCCAAGAGAAUAAAGACAAAGCUGAUUAGUCUGCAAAUUCAAUAAAGCUUCCACCUCUAAAUCGAGGCGAUUCAACUUCUGUUGAAAAAAGCUUUUCCUCCAGUCCGAAAUCUGUGCGUCUUCUCUCAAGUCAUCUCAAUAAAAAGACAAAAAAAAGCAAGUCAAUUUUAAGAAAAUAGCUUCUAAAUAAGAUGCUGUGA